Messenger RNA from Drosophila navojoa, 9662 nucleotides. RefSeq names its product small ovary (gene sov). Gene Ontology annotation, biological process: positive regulation of transcription by RNA polymerase II. NCBI's taxonomy places the organism in Eukaryota, Metazoa, Arthropoda, Insecta, Diptera, Drosophilidae. The record is from RefSeq and is a predicted model, not a curated record. Gene Ontology annotation, cellular component: nucleus.
AUGGCUGAAAAAGAUGAUGCUGAAAAAGUGGUAAGGAAAAAUGGGGACCCGAUCUUACCGGCUGACUUAGAAAAGGUUGAGAAGCUGCGCGGCUGUGCGAGCUUUAUUAGGAAUGUGGUCAAGACCUAUGGACGCCAGCUGACCGCGGAAAAGUACCGUAAGCUGAGCUUGCUCAUAGAUCUGCUGGAAAUCAAAAUACCCCCUGAGGACUUCUAUCGGCGUUAUCCGCUGGCCAAAAUUGAGAGCGUCAUUGAUAAGCUAAAAGCCAACUUUAAAGCGCUGCUCAAUGAAGAGGUAAUUGUCAUCGACGAUCACUCCGAUCCUCCGGGUGACAAGCAACCGGAAGCAUCGAAACCAGCUGGAGAAACUGCAGCCAAGUCGAAAACUGCUAAUCCUGCGGCCAAGUCGAAAACAGCUAAUCCUGCAGCCAAGUCGACUAGUCACCCAACGCCCAAACCCACGACCGUGCCCAAACCAAGUCCAGUUGUGGCAGCCAAGAGCUCAAUAGAUGUAGAGCGUCGGUAUAAUCCAUCGCCACCCAGUUCACCGGAGCCAGCGUGCCCACCGCCGCCACCUGUAGUUGUGCCCGCGCCAGUGCCUCCGUCAACGCUUGCAGCAUCCACAUCGCCCAAAGCGGACUUCGAGCGCCGCCCACAGCCAGCGAGCGCAACGGUAGAUCUAACCUCACCUAUUGGCAGCAGGCGGCCAGAUUUUGUGCGACGCAGCAAUCCGCCAGCGACAACUUCACCAACGUCUCCCAUUUCAAGCAUUAGUCCACGAUUGCUAAGCUCGCCCAGGGCGGUAUUUGAGCGACGUAGCAAUCCGUCGCCGCCGACUAUCGUGGAACCGAGCCAUGUGGAUAAGUCCCUGGAAGAGGCACGCAAAAAGCUGGCUGCCCUACGUGGGGAGCGAGACAUCAAUGUCAAUCUGAUGGGGAAUGCGAAUGCGAAUGCGAAUGGUAAUGCGAAUGCAAAUGCGAAUUUAAGUGCUCCGCAAUUGGCGUCCAACUCCAAUGAUCCACGCGGACGCAAGGCCAGCUAUGUGAUGAAUCUGGGCAAUAGACAUACUGUUUCCAAAUCACCCACUCCGCCCGGCCCUGUCAAUUGGCCGCAGACUGAUCUCAACUAUACAGCGCUCAAUAUGCCACGCAAAACCAAUGCCAAUUUGGUAUAUCCCGGGACCUACAACAAUCGGUGCCCACGUUUUCCGUCAACGUCAACUCAGGCGAACAAAAGCGAACCGCGCACCUAUCGGGAGCAUCGAGAGGCCAAGGCGAAGGCUGCUCGAUUACAGGCAGAGAAGCUCCGUCGUCUGGAAGAGGCUGAGAAGCCAUUGGAACCGGACACUCCGCCAACGAGUAUCGAAAAUGAUCGCGUCCAACUGGAUACAUCGUAUCGUAAUUUGGGCAGCACUACCAAAAAGAAGAUUGAUUUUAAAAUACCUAAGAAAGUGAGUACGAAUAAAUCAAGUGAAACGACAGGAGAGAAAACAGAUGAGAAGGCUGAUAGAACAGAUAAGUAUGCGAACAUUUGUGAUUCUGAAAAGAACUGGAAUGAUGGGGUGGAUGCCGUGCAGGUGUCAAGUGAUAGUGGUUCAUUGGGUACGAAGCAAAAGUCAAAGAAGUCUGAUAAGCCGGAUAAGUCGGAGAAUCAGAAAAAAUCGAUUAAGACUACCCAAGAUAAGACAGAUAAAAGUGAUAAAAGUGAACAUUCUGAGACAGCAGCUAAUUCAAAUCACAGUAGGAAACACGAUAGUACGGAUAGAUCAGCAAAUUCUAAGAAAAGUGAGAGACUUGAUAAAAAGGAUACGGAUAAGAAAACUUCAAACCAAACGUAUAAAGAGGAUAAAAAAUCUCACAAAAGUCAUCAUUCUAAACGCGACAAAUCAAAAAUUCGCGAUGAUAAAGACUCAAGGGAUAAGGAUAAGCGUACGAGCAAGUAUUGUAGUACAGAUAAGGAUAAGCGUACGAGCAAGUAUUGUAGUACAGAUACGGAUAAGCAGAAAGACAAAGAAGAGAACCAACCGGAGGCAACGGAUAAUACGGAUAAUUUGGAGAAUGAGCCGCCAGCUCAAGAGGCAACAGAUAAAGCGGUACGCCACAGUAAAGAACAAAAAGGAGAAGAGAAUGAGGCCGUGGAUAAGAUUGUCGACGUAGAUGGGGAAGAGGAAAAAGAAAAGGAAAAAAAGGAGGUGGAUGCAGAAGAUGUGUUUGUUGAUGUGGAAGAGUUGCCCGAAGAAACGAAACCAAAAAUCGAGGAACUCCAGCAGGCAGUCGAGAACGAUUUGUGUAAAUCACCCCCCAAACUGCCCAAGAUAAAGGUAGUGCUGGGCCCCAAUGCGCAUACCAUAACGGUAAUACCUGGCUGCGAUGGGGACGACGAUACGAUUGAAAUGAUAUCAAAGCCCGAUACCGAGCCAGAGGUAGAUCGCAUCACGAAACGUAGGAAAUCCAUGCUACCGUUAGAGAAUAAAUCGACAGCACCUGACUGCGAUGGUGAUGACGAUGCGGUGGAAAUGAACUCUAGCUCCGAUGCCGAAUCAAAGGUACCGGAGGUAGAUACAUUAGCAACACCCGACUGCGAUGGUAACGACGAUACAGCGGAGAUGAAGUCCGAUGCUGAAUCAAAGGUAGAUCGUGCAAUGAAAUUCAGGGAAUCCAUGAUACCGGUAGUGGAUAAAUCGGUAAAAUAUGGCUUCGAUGGCGAAGACGUUGAGAUGAAAUCGCCGCCCAAUGCGGAAUCAGAAUUAAAGCGUAUUAUGAAACGCAGGAAAUCCAUGAUGCCGGUAGCGAGCAGGCCGUUAGUAGAUAAAUCGAAGCUAUUCACUGAAAGUUUCGUCUACGAGGAUGUGAUGGACCGUCAGCGUCAACAGCUGGGAUCUACGCAUCAAAAGGAUUCCCAAGCAAAACAUCUGGCCAACAUGUUUGAAAAGCCUAUCGAUAACUGCAGCAUAUCUACCCAAAAUAUAGUGUGGGGUAAGCGACGAUCGGGCUUCAAUGAUAGGACUUUAAAUGAGACACAGCUCAGCCGAAACGUGUUCAAAAUGGCAUCAGCUCAGCCUACAAAGUCGAAGGCAAAGCCCAAAGAUAAGGCAAAGGAGCAGCCUGUGGUGGUGUCGAACAAGCGAAAAAGUACCACCAAAAGUACCACCAACACCACCUCCGAUACUUGCAAUACCAGUACGACUUCCGAUACUAGCACUACCAGUACCAACAGCUCCACUGUCAAGCGCAAGCGUGGCCGACCGCCAAAGAAAGCGACUGAAGAGCAUACAGAGCCGAAGUCAGGAGAAGAGGAGGAGCCGGCCGCAAAGGUCGCCUGCAUGGAUACACUGCCGCCUCCAGCAAGCACCCGACGCAAAUCCAAGCGCAACGAGCUGGAGAAACUGAACGACGACAUUGCGCAAAUGUAUUAUGCUGAUGAUGUGAUGCAUGCGACGGGCAAACGUGCCUGUACAACACAACAGAAGGCAAUGGAGGGUAGCUCCUCCAGUGUGUCCAGUCGGCGCAGCAGUUGCAGCCAGAACGGCUCCAGCUUUGCCAGCCAAGUCGAAUUGGCUCCCUACAUACGCAAUGUGGCGCGGCGUGGGCGUCCCUUUGCGGGCAACAGAUCUGGCCUGAAUCGGACCAGCUUUAAGGCCAAACAGCGGCAAGAGCAGAAUACGGCCAAACAGGUGUUGAAGAACUGUAAGGUACGUCUGCCACGCUGCGCCAAGCUGAAUCGUUUGAUAGAACAGAACGCAGUCAGUUCGACUGUCAUCAAGAACACCAAUUCUGAGUGGCAUUCGUUGUCUGCCGCAGCGAGCUACUGUGUCGUUUGUAACCAGACAUUCCGCUCUUCCCUGUCCCAUUAUGUGCAGCAACAUGGCGAGUUCUUUGCGGCCCGUUUUCCGCCCGGAAAUCUGCAGAAGCUUCGCGAUGGGCUGCACACAAAACCGGCCUAUGGAAUUCAAAUUGGCUACCUUCAGUUUGAACACGAAUGUCUCUUCUGCAACAAACAGUUGAAGAACCCGACCAACAGCUGGGCGGAGCAUUACGCUCGGCAUACGGGCGAAUAUCACUAUUCGUGUACGCGCUGUAAAAUGCCGAGUGAGCGUCCGAAUCACAUAGAGCUUCAUGUGGCCAAAUGCGGAAAAGGUGCAAAAGCUAUUCGCGCCAAAGGCUAUAGCCGUUCUCAACCGUUUACGAUCCAUGUGUGCCACCUGUGCGAGUUUGUGCAGAUGAAUCGAGAAAAUCUGGAGAAGCACUGGCAGGAGCAGCACGGCCUCACGGAUCAGUCGUUGGAGGGAUUGGGCGAAAAGCUGUUACUGUACGAGACGACGGGUGUGCAAAUUCACAAGAAGAAGGUCCCAGGUAAAAAUUCCAAAGAGUAUGUGAAAAAGCAAAAGAACAAAAAGAUCGUUAAGAAUCCGACAAUGUCAAAGAAACUGAACAAGCUGAAGUUGAAGCAAACACAGAAAAAGAAACAGAAGCACCAAAAGCUGAAAAAACUAGUCUCGUUGAAAGUGGAGUCGGUACCAGAACCGGAGCCGGAGCCGGAGCCGGAAACGACGACUUCUGAAUGUGAAUAUGUCUUAAACAUGCCGCCGCCUGAGCUGCCCGAGGAGGAUGAACUGGUGGUGAUCAAUGCCUGCAAAUUUGAGGAAGAGGAAGAUCAGCAACAACAGACGGUGCAACAGCAAGAGCAACUAGAAGCGCAGGGAUCGGCCGAACCGAUGGAGCAAGUGGAGCAACAGGAAGAGCAAUUGGAUAAUUUAUCGGUUUCCGGCAUAGGCAGCGAUAACUCUGACAAUGAACAGGAGACCAUCGAACCGGAAGAGCAACAGCAGGAGCAUCCAGAGCAGCCGACCAAUCCACAGGACGAAUGGAUCGAUGUCGACUCCAGCAGCAGCAGUGCAGCGCCCAAGUCCCUGUUCAAAAAUUUCCAAAAAUUCUACAAGAAACUGAGGCCCGCUAGCAAAUCGAGCAGUAAAUCCAACAAAUCUGCUACUAGCAGCUGCACCGAUGGGGACUGUGCUGAUAUGGAUUCUCUGGCAAAGUAUGCAAUAGGAACUACUUCACCACCACCACCACCAGCAGCACAACAGCCAGUAUCACCAGCACCCGUAGCACCACCAGCAGUAGCCCCACCAUUGUCAGAUGAGGCAAACGAGCAAUCAGCCUUGCCCACGGUUUCGGCUGCACUACCGCAGUUCAGUGUGGAGAAUGUGGCGUACCGUUUGCGUGCGACACCGACACAGGAGCCCGCCUACUACUGUAUGCGCAAGGGCUGUAAGUUCCUGUUUUCCGACGAACUGGAGGGUCUAGAGAAUCAUUUCGCACGCGAGCAUCCGCAGGUGCGUUGGAGCGGUUAUUGUGGCAGCUGUGCAGCUCAGGCAACGGAGAAGACCGUGCAGGGGCUUUCUAUCAGUGUUGAACUACAGCAUCUGGUCAGCUGUCAUAUGGCGGUGAAUGCUAAUGCAGAAAAACCGCCAGCUGUGGAACCCGUGGUGCCUAAGCUGCGGAUUCGUCGCUUUACGGGCGAUCGGCUAGUGGCUGACGCGGAAAAUGUGGCGGCAGUGCAGCCGCAGGUAGAGCAGGGGCUGCUAAUUCAGCCAGAAUCCGAGCUAGAGCCCGUUGAGUCGGGAGACAUCAAUGCGGCUCCGAAUGCCAUGAUGCUCGAUUUGUUGGACAAUGAGCCAGCGGAGGGAAGUACAGUCACCACUCCAAUUGCAGCUGUGGUCAAUCAUCACUCUGAGCUGGGGCUGGCCAUCAAUCAAGUGUUUAGCCUGGCCCACAAUGCGCCGGCUGAGAUCAUCGGCGAUGCACCCCUGGCCAAUGCCAACUUUGUGCUCACCCAGCAGCCAGCGGGCGAGUCACCCACCCAGAUUAGAAUAUCAAUUGAGCCGUUGACGGAGCAGCGUGCCACAGGCCUUGCUGUGGAUCGAUUUCGUUGCAUGGCCGCCAAUUGCAAUUUCUGUGCGCACACGGUGCUGCGCAUACGGGAGCACAUGAGAUUCCAUAGCUAUAGCUUUGGCAGCCUGGACUAUUUGCAGUGCGCCUACUGUCCGCACAUCGCAAAUGAUGUCAAUGAUUAUGUACUGCACGGCGUCGUCGAGCACGGUCUCGCCUCGCGCUCAGAGCUGCAGGAGACGGAUGCGGUAAACGCAGCUGCGGCCGCAACGUCAACAAAUCAACGCAUUCGCGAAUUGCUCAAUCUACGCAAGAAUUCCAAUUCCUACGCUACAGCCACAGCCACAGCCAUACCGACGGCUGCAGCUACAGCUACGUCGGCGACUUCCGCUACAGCCGUUGGGGCUGUAGCUGCAUCGCCUAUGACUUACAAUGGUGCUCAAGUACAAAACGCGCCCAUUAGUACAGUGCUAGACGAUCUACUCAAGACAACUGGCUUUGAUGAUAACAAGCUGUACGCGUGCCCCUUGAAAUCGUGCAACGUUUCCUUGACUGAGAGUACAUUUGUCAGUCAUGUGAUCUUUCACAUGUCAAGCACUAAGAUGACCGGCCCGCUCAAUUGUAAAUAUUGUGCCCAGAGCUACGAGCGUCCGGUCAGCUUGCGUUCCCAUUUGCAGCAGGCGCACGCUCGCCACAAAUACUUUUGCAGCAUUUGCCUGGAGACGACGCCGAAUCGUACAUUGAUGGAGCAGCAUCAGUUGAUUCGGCACCGCCAAGAGUACCAUCAAAUCAAUUGCCAGCCAGAGCUCGUGGAGCUGCCCGCACAGCCGGAGGAGCAGCCACAGAGCGCCAAUCAGGAGCUGUACAGAUGUUGGGUCAGCGCUGUCAAGCUGCCCUUUGGCAAGAAGCAAAUGGAUGAAUUCAUGGGUCAGCUGACGAACGAGUGGCUGCAGCGACGUCAGGGCAACAAGACCAUCUAUCGGCCAUCGGAACUGCGUCUGCUGCCUCGUCGACUGUUUAGCAGCCAGAGCUUGAAGUGCGCCGAUUGUGAGUUCAAGACGGUUUCGUAUAAGGAGCUCUACAGUCAUCUGCUGGCGCACAAGGAGUCAGCGUUGCGUCUCGCCAUGCCAAACGAACAGAAUGGACAGUUGACAGGGGCAAGUGUUCCGCCAGAGACAGUGGUCAUGCCAUCGGGCCCGUCUAGUUCCGUCGAAAGCCGCUUCCGUAAUAUGCCGUGCACACCCAAUCGGCAAUAUGUGCCCCAGUCGAAGCGCUUCGUCUGCGGCAUGGAGGAUUGCAAAGCUCAUCUGCCGACGGAGCUGGAGUUGCGCCAGCAUUUUGCUGCAACACACAGCUAUGGUAAGAACUUUUGUUGUGCCCACUGUCAGACCAGCCUGAAUUCGGUCGAAGCGUUUUUGGAUCACUUGCUGUACCACAAGCGGUACAUCUUUCAGUGCGGACGCUGUGACACAACCCUACCGCGGCGCAGCGGCAUCGAGCGUCACAUCCAUGUCCGUCACGGCACCAAUCUCAUCAAUGUGCUCAUACACAGGCGCACCGGCAAUCCCGACACCGAUGAGACCCGCUGGCUGCAGUCGUCCUUGUCGCUGCGCUGCAAUUACGAUGACUGGAUUUGCAAUCUCUGCUCCGCUGUGAUGGAUGACCAUUUCGCGAUGACAACGCAUAUGGAGCAGCAGCACGGACGCACGCAGCCGUAUAACUGCGGCUACUGCAGUCUGGCCGAUAAUUCGUUAUCGCCCUUAAUCAAGCACAUACGACGCGAUCAUCCCAACUGCCGUGUGCAGCCGAUUGUCAACUAUCAGCACUCGAGGGUGAGAAACAAGCACACGCUGGGCUUCUACUGCAUCCAAUGCAACACUGUUGCGAAAACCCUACAGUGCAUUCGCAAGCACUGCGCCCAGAGCCAUGGAUCGGGCAACCAGUUCAGUUGCCCGCACUGCGCAUUUGGCGAAUCCACCGAGUGGUCGGUUGUCCUGCACAUGCAACAAACGCACAAGAACGCAACGGGGCUGGCCAUACAGAUGUUCGAGCGGGUGCCCAACGAGCUGCUCGAUAGCGACUACUGGCAGAUGGCCCAUGCACUGGACACAAUAAAAUGCAAUCCGACAACAGCAGCAGCAGCAACAUAUUACCCACAAUCAGCAAAUAACAAUAAUAAUAAUAACGACGACAACAAUAUCAAUCCGAAUGAGUACGUUCUUAUCGAUGAGAUUGAAUUGCUGUCGUCCGAUGAGGAGACCGACGGGCAGACAACAUUUGAGUUUGCCUGCUCGCACUGCACCGUAACGUCGUACAGCGUGGACGAGCUGCGCACCAAGCACUGGGCCACAAUGCACAGCGAGCAACCGUUCUAUUUCAGCAUCCAGCCGCAAUUGCGCUGCGGCAUGUGCCGCAAAUUUGUGGGCAAUCCGAAAGCCCUGCUGGACAAUCAUUUGCCCAAUAUGCACUCGAUGCGUCAGCUGGUCGCCUGUGAUGUGACGAAGCCGAACGAGUGCGCCUUCUGUUCGCAUCAGUUCACCAGCUCGUUGAAUCUCAUAUACCAUAUGCUGGGCGAGGCGCAUCUCUCCAAUGACCUGAAGUCGCUCAACAACACUGAGCUGAACCAGCUACUGGCGAUGGGCAGCAAAACAGACGCUUGCCCCGUCCGGUAUUAUCAGUGCAGCAUUUGCCGGGUGAUAAUGCCCACGGAUAUGGCGAUGGCACAGCACGGCCGGGUCGAGCAUAGUGAUGCCCCCGAAUUGUUUUGCUUCCGCUUGCUCAGCGAGACGGUCAUCUAUCACUGUUCGUUCUGCAUGUUCGCCUCGACAUGCCAAAAGGAGACGUUGCGCCACAUGAUCGACCACUACAGGAAAUUCAGGCAGUGCCACUUGUGCAAGGCCAUACUGAACGAUGGCUUCGAUGAGUACAUGCAGCAUUGCCAUAAAUUCCACCGGGACUCGGUGCAUCGCUUCCAAGAGACUCAUCCCUACGAGGAGCUCAAGAAGUUCCUCAUGCAGGUGCUCUAUCAGUUCCAGAACGGUCUGAUCAUUAGCAAGAGCAGCUUGCGGCACACGCUCUACCGCAACGAAGAGUUCAUUUUCAAAUUGUACUCGGAGCUAUCGUACAAGUUCCAAAAGCUACCCACAUCGCGACCAUUCAUAGACAAUCGUAAUCCUGUGAUAUCCACCCAGCAGCAGCAGCAGCAGCAGCAGCAGGUGGGGAUGGUGAAAAUAAUGAGACGUCGCAAGACUCUAAAUCCGGAUGAUCUAGGCACCCGGCUGAAUAUCACUGCCAACUUGCAACAACAGCAGCAGCAACAGCAGCAACAGCAGCAACAACAGCAGCAGUCGCAGCAGCAACAGCAGCAGUCGCAGCAAAACAUGCGAAGCUCUUUCAUCAAUUGGCAUACAUCGUUUAUGGGCAAAGCCAAGCCCACUCCUAGCGUGAACGCGGCACAGCCGCAGCCACAGUCGCAGUCGCAGUCGCCGCUGCCUUCGCUGCAGCGCAUAGCAAAGCGUCGCAACACCUUUGUGGACAUCGGCCAGCUGAGCAGUAAGCGCAACUGUCCCGCCGAUUAGAUACCCUGAUCGCAGUCAAACCGAAGCUAUAUACGAGACUGCCUGCAGUAUUCGGCCCGAGCGCAACACGAUAAUACUAUUUUGUACACCUAGCUCGUAACUAGCUUGUAGUAAAUGUUAAAUUCCAAUGACAGCUAACUGGGCUGUCGCCGUUAAUAAAUAAAAAACAAGAAGAUUUUGAAACACUUUUUAUA